Molecule: messenger RNA, 3210 nt
Organism: Odocoileus virginianus texanus
Lineage: Eukaryota; Metazoa; Chordata; Mammalia; Artiodactyla; Cervidae
Source: RefSeq, a predicted model, not a curated record
GGCCACAUUUCCCUCUUAUGAGGACAUCAGUCAUAUUGGAUUUAGAACUCCCUUCUUUGUCCAGUAUGACCUCACCUUGAGUUAAUCACAUCCUCAAAGACCCCAUUUCCAGGUACCUCAAACUCUGUUAGUAAAAGUUUAACAUCUGGGAAUCUGAAAAUCUGGGAAUUCUCACACUAUUCUUGCCACUUUUGUGGUGAUCUGAAAUUAUGCCAAGAGAAAAUAAUUUGAGCAUAAUCAAAAUCUCCCCACUGGAAACCCUCUCAAGUACCCCAGGUCAUCGAGGCUGAAGUCAGAACCCAGGUCUGGACCCAGCCACCCCUCUCACCCUCUGGGCGCUCCUGUUCCUUCUCUGGCGGCACUGACCUUCUCUGGAUCCCCUGCUUCUGGCCUUUGCACUGAUCGACUUGAGCCAGGGACAUCCGUCCCCGGAACAAGGUGUGGUUCUUAAGCUCCCUGCUCAAGGGUCACCUGUCCAGAGAGCCUGCUGACCACCUGAUCUGGGACUCCCAUUCCUGUCUCUCUCCAUUUCUCUCUCUCACUUUGUCAUUCUUCCUAUCAGUCUCAUUAGUGGACGUUUCUUACAAAAAGAUGUCUGUGGAGCCUGCUCCCCUAGAACAGCAACUGCGCAGGCGCAGAGGCCCCGUCUGCACUCCCUCUGUUUCCCCGCGCAGGCCCGGGUGCAAAGCUGGCACGUGGCCGGACAGUAAACAGUUGGGCACUGGGCGCAGUAACUCCAUCCUCUGCCCAAACCUGGCGGCUCCGCCCCUGACUUAGUCACUACCAUGCAGGAGAAAUUCAAGGGUCCCACCAUGCCUUCUGAGACACCCCCCACAGACACCCUCCGAAGGUCUGCAGGGUGCCCCCACCUCUCAGGGGCACACUUGGGGAGAGGAAGCCUGGAGAAGGAGCCUCCCGAGGACAAGGAAGCCAAGGAGCUGCUGUGGAUCCGUCCUGAUGCCCCAAGCAGGUGUUCCUGGCAACUGGGCAGGCCGGUCACCGACUCCCCACAUUGCCACGAUGCCUUGGCAAAAUCUCCAAAAAUCUUGCCGGAUAUCCUGAAGAAAAUCGGGGAUACCCCGAUGGUGAGGAUCAACAAGAUCGGGAGGAACUUCGGCCUCAAGUGUGAGCUCUUGGCCAAGUGCGAGUUCUUCAACGCGGGUGGGAGCGUGAAGGACCGUAUCAGCCUGCGGAUGAUUGAGGACGCCGAGCGUGAGGGGACCCUAAAGCCUGGGGACACGAUCAUUGAGCCGACAUCAGGGAACACAGGGAUCGGGCUGGCCCUGGCCGCCGCCGUGAAGGGCUAUCGCUGCAUCAUCGUGAUGCCAGAGAAAAUGAGCACGGAGAAGGUGGAUGUCCUGCGGGCCCUGGGGGCUGAGAUCGUGAGGACGCCCACCAACGCCAGAUUCGACUCCCCCGAGUCGCACGUAGGGGUGGCCUGGAGGCUAAGAAAUGAGAUCCCCAAUUCUCACAUCCUGGACCAGUACCGCAACGCCAGCAACCCCCUCGCUCACUAUGACAUCACGGCCGAGGAGAUACUGCAGCAGUGUGACGGGAGGCUGGACAUGCUGGUGGCAUCGGCGGGCACGGGUGGGACCAUCACAGGCGUGGCCAGGAAGCUGAAGGAGAAGUGCCCUGGGUGUAAGAUCAUUGGCGUGGAUCCUGAGGGCUCCAUCCUCGCAGAGCCCGAGGAGCUGAACCAGACGGAGCAGACGACCUAUGAGGUGGAAGGGAUCGGCUACGACUUCAUCCCCACAGUGCUGGACCGCACGGUGGUGGACAAGUGGUUCAAGAGCAACGACGAGGAGGCCUUCGCCUUCGCCCGCAUGCUGAUCGCUCAGGAGGGGCUGCUGUGCGGUGGCAGCUCCGGCAGCGCCAUGUCCGUGGCCGUGAAGGCCGCCCGGGAGCUGCAGGAAGGCCAGCGCUGCGUGGUGAUCCUGCCGGACUCGGUGCGGAACUACAUGUCCAAGUUCCUGAGCGACAAGUGGAUGCUGCAGAAGGGCUUCAUGAAGGAGGAGGAGAUCUCGGUGAAGAAACCAUGGUGGUGGCAUCUCCAGGUUCAGGAGCUGAGCCUCUCAGCCCCACUGACCGUGCUGCCCACUGUCACCUGUGAGCACACCAUCGAGAUCCUCCGGGAGAAGGGCUUCGACCAGGCGCCCGUGGUGGACGAGUCGGGGGUGAUCCUAGGAAUGGUGACCCUGGGGAACAUGCUGUCGUCACUGCUCGCAGGGAAGGUUCAGCCGUCGGACCAGGUCUGCAAAGUCAUCUACAAGCAGUUCAAACAGAUCCUCCUGACGGACCCACUCGGCAAGCUCUCGCACAUCCUGGAGAUGGACCACUUCGCCCUGGUGGUCCAUGAGCAGAUCCAGUACCGCUGCCACGGGGAGUCCAGUAAGAGACAGAUGGUGUUCGGGGUCGUCACUGCCAUCGACUUGCUGAACUUCGUGGCCGCCCACGAGCGGAACCAGAGGACAAAGCCAGAAGGUGCUUUGAAACUCGGAGGUGCGGGGGCUGAGGCCCAGCUCUGACUCCUCACUGCAAGCCUGCUUGGUGGUUCUCUUUUGCUUUUGUAAAUACCAAACAAAUGGGUGAUUUUUAGCUGCCUGGUGCUGGGUGUCACUCUGUCCAGACCAGUAGCAAGACUGCUUACAGCUUAGCCCGGGGCCGGCAGAGAUCUUGUAGUUUCCCCGUCUUUAACACUUGUCCCCCUAAAUGAAUCUAUUUAUGGUUUAUUCCAUUAGAUGUGUUUUUCUUUAACUUUCUUUUAAAAGUUUUCAGCAAGCAAAUCUAUCAAAAGAGAACCCAGCCAGGCGGAUAGACCCAUGAAUGACCAGGGUAGGGAGACUGAAGGUGGAGGUGAGGGGGCCUUGCCAAGGAGUCCAGAGUGGGGUCCUGUUGCCUAGGAAGUGUGGGUCAGGGCAACAGUCCACUUGGAGCUGGGUCAGUUGAAGUGGCUGGAGUGCUUGGGGUUUUUUUAAUGGAGGUGAUAUCCCCUUAACCUAAAAUGAUUGCUUUUUAGAUGUGUAACUCAGUAGUGUUCAUUAGAGGUUGUCCAGCCACCAACUCUGUCAAAUUCCAAAAUCUUUCAUCCGCCUCUCAAACUGUCACUCCCAUCUCCCCGCUUUGCCUGGGAGUUACCACUCUGCUUCCUGUCCCCAUGGAUUUACCUGUUCUGGAUAUUUCAUAUAAAGAGAAUCAUACAGUCUGUGA